Notodromas monacha is the source of this 2202-nucleotide messenger RNA. The record is from the annotation of a GenBank genome assembly. NCBI's taxonomy places the organism in Eukaryota, Metazoa, Arthropoda, Ostracoda, Podocopida, Cyprididae.
AUGGCUUCAAGAAGUGUCCUGAUGCUGAUGGGGAAAUCCCGUUUACUGAACGCUCGCGUCGUUUCGGAUAACGCGAGGCUUCUGUCAACCGCAAGUCCAGGUCUGACUUCGGCGCCCACUUUUCCGAAGCGCCACGGUCAAACAGCGACCAAAGAUGAGCGUAGGGAAUUUAUGGGAAUGUUUCCCGACAUAGUUCGAGAUCUGACGGGUGACCCGGAAAAGAGAAACCAGGAUGUAGAACGCUGGUUUCACAAGGUCCUGCAGUUUAAUGUUCCCUCUGGAAGGAAAAGCCGUGGAUUGGCUGCGGUCGCCUCAUUUCGUACCCUCGUACCUCCGGAGGAAAGAAGUGAAGAAAGAAUGAGGAAUGCCUUGAUUGUGGGGUGGUGUGUAGAACUGAUUCAUAACGUGUUCGUCAUCCAAGAUGACAUUGCGAAAGGACGGCAAGUGCGCCGAGGGCGGUCAUCGUGGCAUAACAUGGACCAUGUUGGAGUGAAGGCCAUCAACGACGCUCUGAUGCUAGAAAACAGCAUGUACUUUCUUCUCUGGAAAUAUCUGCGGAAUGAGCCGUAUUACAUCAAGCUUGUUGAACUAUUUCAUCAGGUGGCAUUAAAAACUUCCGCCGGACGUACACUCGAUGCCCUCACCAACAAGAAAGACGGUACUCCAAAUUUCGAGAAGUUCACCAUGGACAGGUACAUGCGUCUCAUUCGAAACAAGAACGCUUACUACACGUUUUUGCUCCCUAUGGCCGCCGGAAUGUACGCCGCUGGUGUGCAAGCUCCGGAACUUCAUCGUCAGGCAAAAACUGUCCAGUUGGAUAUCGGCGAAUUCUACCAGAUUCAAGAUGAUUUCCUGGAUUGUUUUGGCGAAGGUGUCGAUAUCGUCAAGAUUGGCAGCGAUAUUGAAGAAGGUCGUAUCAGCUGGCUUGCCGUGGUUUUCCUCCAGCGAGCCCCUCCGGCAUUGAAAGAAGAGUUCAUGAAAAAUUACGGGAAGAAGGAAGCAGAAUCCGUGGCCAAAGUGAAAGGCCUUUACGAAGAGCUGAAACUUCACCAACUCUUCGAUGCUUAUGAAGAACAAAACUAUCGUCGCCUGUAUGAUGAAAUACAACAAUGCUCGCUUGGCGUUCCGAAAGGUCUGAUGAUGACAUUCCUCGAGAAACUGUUCCGAGGCUAAGUUGAACCACAUCACUGUGCUCAUUUGUGAAAACGUUUUGUGAAUGUUAUUCCAUCUCUAUCGAUGCUCUCAGCCCUGUUUAGUUCCAUAUUCAUGAGAAAAUUUGUAAAUUGUAAGGUCUUCAUUGAACAGAGAAACUUGUCGGGCUCUUGUAAUUCUGUGUUCAUUUGUUGGGCUUACUGCACGCUAGGUGAAGUGCGUGUUUGCUGUGUUGCUCACGGGGUUGCUGAUUGCGAUGGCUGAGGAGCUUUUAGGAACUAACUACAGUAUAGGGUGGCAUAUUUUUAACCAUUAAUACUCGUGGCGAAGGUUUUUGAAAUUUGUUGCAGUACUCGGAAACAUUGGUACUAAUUCUAGAGAAAAGAUCUUCGAUUUGAUUUAGGAAAUUUUAGUUUUGAAUUUAUUCAACCAAGAGACUAAAAAGCUAGGUGUUUCUCAUUGAAAUUGCUGAUGCCUGCUUUUUCAAUUCCCUCCGUGAUUGUUUCGAUUGAUUGAGGCAUUCUCCGUUCUGUGGGCCUCGGGCCGUGGGGGGCAUUCCUCGUUCUUUUUUGGAAAAUGUUUGUGAUUCAGUGUACGAAUAGUGAAGUUUCAGUGUGCGACAUGAUUUGAAGGAGUGAUCCAAUUUUUGAACAGUGAAGCUUGAUGGAUGGCAUGGAUUUGAGAAGCUUCACGAUGUAGAAGUAUCUGGGGAAUAUCGUCGUAAACCUCGAUCAAAUGUGAAUUUGCAUAUGAGGCCGGAAGUUGCGCAAAAUUCCGCGUGCCGCUAAUAGUUUGUUAUCGCAAAGGAAAAUAAAGCUAUAACUCGAAAGGAGGAAUUUAAAGGGAAAGAAAUAUUGCUGCUGUAAUGUGCGUGAAAACCGACAUGUGUUCCGAACUGCUUCGGUGACGUUUCCGUUCUUCCUUCGAGGGAAAGUGAGAUAUAUCCAAUGAUUGAAAUCGUUACAUUUGCUUGUACAACAUUUGUGAACAAACUCCUGAACUACUGGUGACUACGUGCAGAUUAUAUUAAAGUGAGAUCAUUCUGAAAAA